Messenger RNA from Gekko japonicus, 1566 nucleotides. RefSeq names its product vomeronasal type-2 receptor 26-like. The transcript is spliced from 5 exons. The record is from RefSeq and is a predicted model, not a curated record. The coding region runs from base 1 to 1566 and encodes 521 amino acids. Gene Ontology annotation, cellular component: membrane. Gene Ontology annotation, biological process: G protein-coupled receptor signaling pathway. NCBI's taxonomy places the organism in Eukaryota, Metazoa, Chordata, Lepidosauria, Squamata, Gekkonidae. Gene Ontology annotation, molecular function: G protein-coupled receptor activity.
AUGUCUCAUAUCAUCUACCAUUUUCAGAUACAGUCCUUUGAGAAACACCCUUCUCAUGAGCUGUUGGAUAUUUCAAGUUUUGUGACCAAGUUCUACCAGCAUCUCCUGGCCUUGGCGUUUGCUAUCCAUGAGAUCAAUAAGAAUCCCAAGAUCUUGCCCAAUAUUACUCUUGGUUUCCACAUCUAUGACAACUACUAUGAUGAGAGGAUGAUAUAUCGUACCACCUUGGACUUGCUCUUCAGAUUCCAUCGUUUUGUCCCUAACUACAAAUGUGAUCAAAUGGAAGAAAUAUGUACUGGGGAGGAAAAACUUGAGAGCCUUCCUCGAACUCUUUUUGAAAUGGAGAUGACUGGGCACAGCUACCAUAUCUAUAAUGCUGUCUAUGCUGUGGCACAUGCUAUGAAUGCCAUGUACUCAUCUAAAUUCAACCAGAGAGCAAUAUUGGAGCGCAAAGGAGAUCGAGAUCUUCAGCCUUGGAAGGGGCUGCCCCUUUCUCAGUGUAAUGACUACUGUCUCCCUGGUUAUCAGAAGAAGAAAAAAGAAGGGAAGAAAUUUUGCUGUUAUGAUUGUUUUCCAUGCCCAGAAGGCAAGUUUUCAAGCCAGAAAGAUAUGGAGGACUGUUUGAAAUGCCCAGAAGAUCAAUAUCCAAGCAAGGAGCAAGAUGUCUGCAUUCCCAAGAUGAUGAGCUUUCUGUCUUAUGAAGAACCUUUAGGGAUCAGCUUGUCCUUGCUUGCGGUUUCUUUUUUUCUGACCACAGCUUCUGUAUUGGGAAUUUUCAUUAAACACAGAGAUACUCCCAUAGUUAAAGCCAACAACCGGGCUAUCACCUUCACUCUCCUCAUAUCCCUCAUGCUCUGCUUCCUCUGCCCAUUUCUCUUCCUCGGACAACCUGAGAAGGUGACUUGCUUUCUCCAGCAAUCUGCUUUUGGCAUCACUUUCUCACUGGCUAUUUCUUGUGUGUUAGCCAAAACUAUCACUGUGAUCCUAGCUUUCCUGUCCACCCAGCCAGGUUCCAGAAUGAGGAAGUGGGUGGGGCAAAGACUGGCCAGUUUAGUUGUCCUUGCCCUCUUCUUUAUUCAAGCAGGCAUUUGUACAGUAUGGCUAGGAACCUCUCCCCCAUUCCCCAACUCUGACACACAGUCACUGAAUGAAGAGAUCAUCAUAAAAUGUAAUGAAGGGUCUCUCAUCAUGUUCUACAUUGUCCUGUGUUACAUGGGUCUUCUGUCUCUCAUAAGCUUGAUCUUGGCUUUCCUAGUGAGGAAGUUCCCAGACACCUUUAAUGAAGCCAAAUUUAUCACCUUCAGCAUGUUAGUCUUUUGCAAUGUUUGGUUGUGUUUUGUUCCAACCUACCUGAGCACCAAAGGGAAAUACAUGGUAGCAGUAGAGAUCUUCUCCAUCUUGGCCUCCAGUGGUGGCUUACUGGUUUGUAUCUUUUCUCCAAAAUGCUACAUUAUUGUGCUGAGACCUGAGCUGAACAACAGACAAAACCUAAUGAACAGAAAGCAUGUCAAAUCUAAAGUUACAAUACUAAAUAGACUUGAUAGGGAGUUGAAGUCAAUAUCCUAA